UCGUCAUUUGGAAUUGUGUACAAUUUUAAAUCAUCAUCGAUUCCUUCUAAUAAAUGUAGAAAAUAUUUCCUUAGCGAUAAAAGUGUUGGCGUUGACCCAUAUUUGAGUUCCUCAUUUAUAAUCCAACUUCAGCGAAUUAAAUGUAAUGCAUAUUAUUUUGGUUGCGGAUAUGCUCCAGAAUAGAAUGAAUACCAGAACAGAUGUUUUCGUCAUUCCGGUCAUAACCUUGUCCAAAUUCUGAUAAUUAAAGUAGCUAAAUUAGCUAAAGUCAUAACAAAUGGUUUAUUAUUGAAAAUGAAAUGUUUAGUUCUAGUAGUUGUUUUGAUAGAUUUAUGCCAAAAUGUUUUACCUCAAAGAUACAAGACUCUCAAUCAAAAAAUCCAACAAGAAUCACCGUAUACCGAAUUCAAUACCCGCAUUUUAAAUAACAACAGAGAGGCCAGGCUGAAACUUCAUUACGAACAACUGACGAUUUUUGUUCCUGAAAAUGCAGCGUUUCGUCAUUCACAAGCAAAAUACAGAAGCGACUUGAUUUUCUAUCACAUGAGCUACGAAUACAAAACGCUUGAUUUGCUCAACAAGACAAAUUCUUUAUCAUCAGUUAUUUUGGAGAACCCCCCUUUGUGGAUAUCAAGAAGAGAUCGCGAUAUUUUUAUUAACAAUGCCAAAAUCAUUCCAGAAAAAUCCAAUUACAUUACCAGAAGUAGGACAGGAGAUUCUGGAAAAGAACAGGUUCUUCAUGUGAUAGACUCGGUUUUGGAUCCAAUAAUAACAUCUUCACAAUCCUCACCAAGCGCUUACGAUUUUUUGCAAUCAAUAACAAAUUGGAAUCUAGGCGCUGCCAAGACAGUCUCGAAUUUUUUAACCAAAGUUCAAGAAACGAAACUUCAAUACAUUUUCAAACAGAAUGCGGGUCAUACGUAUUUCAUACCUUUGGAUUCCGGCAUAGAUCCUUAUAAAUUUAAAAUGAUCAACAAGAACAUAAUUUUUGGACACGUCAUACCAUUUUAUGUACUGUUUACCAAGCCUACUCCAGAGAAUGUUGCGUUUGAAUCUUUGGCGAACGAUGAAGAUGUCUAUAUUGUUUUAUCUUUUGAAGAAAAAUACGGAAAAAUGUAUAUUAAAGGGCUUAUGAAGGGUAGUUUUGGAGAGGGGGAGUUUUUUUCCGAGAUAAUAGUACCUAAUAUUCCAGUAAACAAUGGCGUAGUACAUCUAAUAUCGCAGCCUUUAGGCAUCUACAAGAGGCAUUUAAAACCUUUUCCAUAUGUAUCAGUAUUAGAGAAACUUAGCUCAAAUCCGGAGAAUGAUGUAUUCUACAAUAUGGGCCAAAAAACUGGAUUCAAUAAAAUUUUUACGAAGGAGAACUUAAGUUUUACAUAUUUCGUGCCAAACGAUUCAGCUUGGACAUUGACUCAGAACGAUGAUUUAGAACCUGUUGAAAAAGACUUAGAUAUCUUGAGUAGACAUUUAAUAAUAUCAGAAUCUCCAUAUUCAGUGGAACAACUGGUAUCUUUGACCAAAGCAAACAAGUUUACUGACAUAGAGUUGCAGACGAAAGGAGGGCCCUUAAGAAUAAUGGUCUUAAUUAUAAAAGGAGAUUACUAUUUGAGAUGGAACAACAGGUACAUCAAGAUAAUUAGACCUGAUUACGAAUGCACUAAUGGCGUCAUACAUAUAUUGGCUAGUCCAAUGACCAAUUUUCGACGUAAAGAUAUGACUUUGCUGGAGGUGGGUGGAAAAGUUUUUAAAGAAUAUUGGAAAACACUUAGUGAAUACUAUGAAAAUGCUGGAAUGAUGACACAGGAAGAUAGAGAUUAAAAAAUGGUGUCGUAAGGUCCACUAACAGAAGAAAAAUAAAAUAACAAUGUCAUUUAUAGUACCUGAAAGUUGUAUGGAAAUAAAAUAUCUGUAAUCGUU
Psylliodes chrysocephalus is the source of this 1917-nucleotide messenger RNA. NCBI's taxonomy places the organism in Eukaryota, Metazoa, Arthropoda, Insecta, Coleoptera, Chrysomelidae. The record is from the annotation of a GenBank genome assembly.